Culex pipiens pallens (northern house mosquito) is the source of this 1255-nucleotide messenger RNA. Its product is annotated as activating signal cointegrator 1 complex subunit 1. Gene Ontology annotation, biological process: regulation of DNA-templated transcription; DNA alkylation repair. The transcript has 3 exons. Gene Ontology annotation, cellular component: nucleus. Gene Ontology annotation, molecular function: RNA binding. The record is from RefSeq and is a predicted model, not a curated record. Lineage: Eukaryota; Metazoa; Arthropoda; Insecta; Diptera; Culicidae. The coding region runs from base 97 to 1149 and encodes 350 amino acids.
CAAAAACAGUGCCAGUGUUGCUUUGUUGUAGCUGGCAAAGUGUCUUCAAGUUUAUUCAAAAAAUUGCAGUAAAAAUAGUUCUUAAAUUUCGAACAAAUGGAUGUCAUGAAUCCCCAGCUGAUGUGGAUCGGUACACGGUGUUAUCGGGUCAAUCAGGUCUCGGAACAACGGUAUGAACAGCAACAGGGCCAGGACGAUAGCAAACCAUACGUCGAAGAAGACAUUUACGAGGAGGACGAUCGCGAGCUGGAUUACGACAUCCAAAUGGUCGACGGAGGCAAAUUUCAAACUUCAUUCCACGUUCCUUCCGCCUUCUUCGCGAUGCUAAUCGGCGCCAAGGGCGCCACCCGUAAGCGCCUGGAGACCGAAACCAAAACCCAAAUCCUGGUCCCCAAGCAGGGAACCGACGGGGACGUGAUCGUUAAGGGGCCAUCCCGCAAGGGCGUAACGUCCUGCCGGCAGCGCAUCGAACUGAUCGUACUCGGAGCCCGCAGCAAGCAACAGUUUACGCACUUUUUGUCGAUCCCGCUGAACUCGGAGCAGAUUCGGGUGAAUUACGCAAAGUUUAGGGAGCGUGUGCUGACCGAGCUGCCGGGGGUGUUCCAGCUGGACGAGUCGCUGUUUCAGCGCGUCGAGAAGCUACACUUGACGCUCUGCACGUUGAGCUUGAUGGACAACGAGGAUCGGGCGCGGGCGGCUCAGCUGCUGAGGGACUGCCAGGAGACGAUUGUGGGGCCGAUUCUGGAGGAGUAUGGGCCGAUCGAGAUUCGGCUGGCCGGGCUGGAGUACAUGAACGAUGAUCCGCACGCUGUGGACGUGCUGUACGCGAAGGUCGAGUCGGACGUGCUGCAGCAGGUGGCGGACCGGACGAUGGAGUACUUUGUGGCGAAUGGGUUGAUGCAGCGCAAGUACGACCGGGUUAAGCUGCACGCCACGUUGAUCAACUCGUUGUUCCGGGGGAAUGGGGAGAUUGUGGGUGGUGAUGAGGAGCGACGAGGAGGUCGGGCCACGUUCGAUGCGGUGACGAUCUUGCGCGAGUUUGGCCACUUUGAGUUUGGGACGCAGCGCGUUAGCGAGAUUCAUCUGUCGCAGCGCUACUCGACGGCUUGCGAUGGGUUCUACGAGGCAACGGGGUUGAUAAAGCUGUGAGGGGAAUUUUGUUAGCAGGGAGUUUCUCAUCAGUAACUGCGAUUGUUUUUUGAAGUGUGUACAAUUAAAAGAAACAUUUAUAUUCAAUAAAAAUAAUGUCAGUGUA